Lepisosteus oculatus (spotted gar) is the source of this 1925-nucleotide messenger RNA. NCBI's taxonomy places the organism in Eukaryota, Metazoa, Chordata, Actinopteri, Semionotiformes, Lepisosteidae. The record is from RefSeq and is a predicted model, not a curated record.
CGGGACCGGAGCCGCUGUCAGACCCGCGGGAACCCACGAGCACCCGGCGGCUUCUAAUCCUCCACGUUAACGAGAAAGUUGUUUGUUUUUUUCCGCUUCAUUUCAGGACAGGUGUUUGUCUUUUUAACCCUGUAUCCAAUCCAUCUACAUUUUAAUCUGAAAGUGGGAUCCGUAUAAUGUUUUAAACCCCCCUGCGAUAUGUGUCGCCUGUUGAGAAACUGCAGAUACAGUUCGCUAGGAAUUACGGAUUAAGUCGGACAAAGAAAUGUUUUGGCCGGUUUUCAGUGUCGAACAUUUCCAUUUUACUGUGCGCUCUGUGUAGAUGAGGUUUACAUUCUCAUGCAGAUAGUGUCUUCUGCGUUUUCUUUUUCUGUCGGAGCACAAUUGUGUCGUCUUUUCACUCGCUCGGCGAGACGGAACUGCUUUUUCUGGUCACCAUGGCAGUCUCCCCUUUCUGUCACAAGCCCUGGCGGAUGGAUCCGACUCGGCCCGCCCCUUCGGCAGCCGGCGGGGAGUGCUGCGGCCCGGCGGCGGCGGCGGCGGAGGGAUCUGCGGCGCGAGGGCGAGGGAGGAACGGUCGCAAAACAAAAGAGGCGAAGCGGCUCCGACUCGAUGCCCGAGCGCGCGACUGCGAGCGAGCCGUGUGGGGCGCGUGUCGGUCCCCCGUGCGAGUCCGAGUCCUAGGGAGAGCGCGAGAGCAGCCCGCGUGGAAACUUUCAGAGCAGAGAAGAGGAGUCGAACAGCCCCCCCCGCCCGCAGCCCGGCGGACCGGCCCCGGAGAAGCCAUGGAGCGGAAAAGGUGGGAGUGCGCGGCUCUCCCCCGGGGCUGGCGGAGGGAGGAGGUGACCCGGAGCCCCACAGGGAAGAAGUUCCGCAGCAAGCCCCAGCUGGCCCGUUACCUCGGCAACUCCAUGGACCUCAGCUCCUUCGACUUCCGCACAGGGAAGAUGCUGAUGAGCAAACUGACCAAGAACCGCCAGCGGCUGCGCUACGACACCAGCAGCCAGGCCAAGGGCAAGCCCGAUCUGAACACCUCCCUGCCGGUCAGACAGACGGCCUCCAUCUUCAAGCAGCCGGUCACCAAAGUGACCAAUCACCCCAGCAACAAGGUGAAGACUGACCCCCAGAAAGCCAUCGACCAGCCCCGACAGCUGUUCUGGGAGAAGAAGCUGAGUGGCCUGAGUGCCUUCGACAUCGCGGAGGAGCUGGUCAAGACCAUGGAGCUGCCCAAGGGCCUGCAGGGCGUGGGGCCGGGCUGCACGGACAAGACGCUGCUGUCGGCCAUCGCCAGCGCCCUGCACACCAGCGCGGCGCCCAUCACGGGCCAGCUGUCCGUGGCGGUGGAGAAGAACCCGGGCGUGUGGCUGAACACGGCGCAGCCCCUGUGCAAGGCCUUCAUGGUCACGGACGAGGACAUCCGGAAGCAGGAGGAGCUGGUGUACAGCGUGCGCAAGAAGCUGGAGGAGGCCCUGAUGGCCGACAUGCUGGCCCACGUGGAGGAGGCCUCCGGCGACGGAGAGCUGCUCAAGGAGGAGGAGAACGAGGACAUGGAGGAGGACGAGGGGUGCUGGAGUUCGGAGUCGGGGGUUCCCCAACGCCUGACCAGCACGCCGCCCCAGAUGGCCUGUUACCCCCUCACUGCCCCGGACUCCAUGAACCCCCCCCACACACACACAGCUCCCCCAGGCCUGCCCCCGCAGCCCCCGCAGCCCCGGACUGGCGCCCUGGGCAGGAGGCUCUCGCGGGGCCGGGGGGCCGCAGAGCCGGAGCAGCCCGGCCCGGGAGCCUCGCUCUGGAGCCGCCGCCCGAGCGGGGUUCCCCUCCGGCGCGCAGGGUCGCCCCGAGACCGGCGCGGGGACGAGGACGCGCUGCCGCGGACGAGCCCCAGCGCCGCGCGCUUCCUGUCCCAUACCAGCAUUUUGUAA